AUGAGUUCUGCAUCUUCCGUGGUCUCUAAUCCAAUGACAAAACGGUUAGAAGGUAAGGUGGCAUUGAUCACUGGAGGAGCCAGUGGCAUCGGUAAGAGCACAGUGAGGCUGUUUGCCAGGCAUGGUGCUAAGGUUGUCAUUGCUGAUAUCCAAGACAACCUUGGCCACUCUCUCUGCGAAAGUACUGAUUCUAAUGGAAAUAUCUCUUAUGUUCACUGCAACGUGACCAGUGACUCAGACAUCCAAAAUGCCGUGGAUAUGGCCAUUUCCAAGUAUGGAAAGCUCGACAUCAUGUUCAACAAUGCCGGCAUCUAUCCUAACUCAGCGUCAACAAUCUUGGCUACUGAUGAUGAAGACUUUAAGAGGGUCUUUGAAGUCAAUGUGUUUGGAGCAUACCUGGGUGCCAAACAUGCUGCAAGAGUGAUGAUCCCAGCCAAGAAAGGUUGCAUUCUUUUCACUUCAAGCGUUACAUCAGUAAUAGGCAGCCUCAGCACCCCACAUGCAUAUGUGACAUGCAAGCAUGCUAUCGUAGGGCUUGCGAAAAACCUAUGCACAGAGUUGGGACAGUAUGGUAUCAGAGUGAACUGCAUCUCCCCAUUUGCAGUUGGAACCCAACUGUUUAAAAAUGCAAAGGGCUUGGAUGACUGGCAGGUCGAGGAAGUAGUUUCUGCAUCCACAUCUUUAAAGGGGGCUGUUUUAAAGCCAGAAGAUAUUGCCGAGGCUGCCCUGUAUCUCGGGAGUGAUGAGUCAAAGUUUGUGAGUGGGAUCAACCUGGUGGUUGAUGGGGGUUACACUGCAACCAAUCCAGUCUUCGCAAUGGCAAUGCAAAGCCUGUUCUCAUGA
Molecule: messenger RNA, 843 nt
Organism: Malania oleifera
Lineage: Eukaryota; Viridiplantae; Streptophyta; Magnoliopsida; Santalales; Ximeniaceae
Product: short chain aldehyde dehydrogenase 1-like
Exons: 2
Coding region: 1-843 (280 amino acids)
Molecular function (GO): oxidoreductase activity, acting on the CH-OH group of donors, NAD or NADP as acceptor
Source: RefSeq, a predicted model, not a curated record